AUGGCGCGACGGGAGGCGGCCAUUGGCGCCACUACAGCAACGAUUGUUAGGCCGUGGAAAAAUCCGGAAUUCCGGCUGCGAGCAUGGCAAGCUGCCGAGCAACUGCUCGACGUGCAGCGGCUGCGAGCAUGGCAAGCUGCCGAGCAACUGCUCGACGUGCAGCGGCUGCGAGCAUGGCAAGCUGCGGAGCAACUGCUCGACGUGCAGCGGCUGCGAGCAUGGCAAGCUGCCGAGCAACUGCUCGACGUGCAGCGGCUGCGAGCAUGGCAAGCUGCGGAGCAGGUGCUCGACGUGCAGCGGCUGCGAGCAUGGCAAGCUGCCGAGCAACUGCUCGACGUGCAGCGGCUGCGAGCAUGGCAAGCAGCGGAGCAGGUGCUCGACGUGCAGCGGCUGCGAGCAUGGCAAGCCACGGAGCAGGUGCUUGACGUGCGUCGGCUGCGAGCAUGGCAAGCAGCGGAGCAGGUGCUUUACGUGCAGCGGCUGCGAGCAUGGCAAGCCGCGGAGCUUGUGCUCGACGUGCAGCGGCUGCGAGCAUGGCAAGCCGCGGAGCAGGUGCUCGACGUGCAGCGGCUGCGAGCAUGGCAAGCCGCGGAGCAGGAAGUCGACGCGACCGUCCUCGCGGAGCUCGGCAGCCUGCCCGUCGCGUCGCCGCCGCCGUCGGACGCGCUCAUCAACCUCGGAGGCUCGAAGCUCAAGCUCAGUUCGCCGCUCCGGCUGAGCUUGCGCGCGCGGCCCGAGGCGGCCGUCCACGGUUGCUGCGUCGCGUCGCUCGUGCUCAAGGGCGACUUCGCGGCACUUGGAGAAAAGGGUUGCCGUGAAAAGCAAUCAAAUUUUGGGCUGUGA
Emiliania huxleyi CCMP1516 is the source of this 843-nucleotide messenger RNA. RefSeq lists its product as hypothetical. The record is from RefSeq and is a predicted model, not a curated record. The transcript has 4 exons. Lineage: Eukaryota; Haptophyta; Isochrysidales; Noelaerhabdaceae. Bases 1 to 843 code for a protein of 280 amino acids.